Messenger RNA from Gossypium raimondii (Peruvian cotton), 1154 nucleotides. Its product is annotated as gamma-glutamylcyclotransferase 2-3. The record is from RefSeq and is a predicted model, not a curated record. Gene Ontology annotation, molecular function: gamma-glutamylcyclotransferase activity; glutathione specific gamma-glutamylcyclotransferase activity. Lineage: Eukaryota; Viridiplantae; Streptophyta; Magnoliopsida; Malvales; Malvaceae. The coding region runs from base 41 to 631 and encodes 196 amino acids. The transcript has 7 exons. Gene Ontology annotation, biological process: glutathione catabolic process. Gene Ontology annotation, cellular component: cytoplasm.
UCCGCUUUUGGUUUAAACGCUUUUGAUCGUCUCUCAUUGGAUGUUGUCUUCUUUUAUCUGCUCACUUUUCUUUCUGACUCAGUUCCGUCUCCCUUUUUCUCUCUCGCAAUAUUGUCUAACCAAGUUCCUUUGCUGUGGGAGUUCUCGAAACUCGAACCACAUAAUAAAAAUGGCGAUGUGGGUCUUUGGAUACGGUUCUCUUAUUUGGAAAGCUGGGUUUAACUAUGAUGAUCGUCUUGUUGGUUUCAUCAAGGACUAUCGCCGUGUAUUCUAUCAAGGGAGUACUGAUCACAGAGGGACGCCUGAGUAUCCUGGGAGAACUGUCACAUUGGAGCCUGCUCCUGGGGAAGUCUGUUGGGGAGCUGCUUACAAGAUAUCCAAGGAGGAAGAUAAAGAAGCUGCAAUAACGUAUUUAGAAGUGAGGGAGAAGCAGUAUGACAAGAAAGCUUAUGUUGAUCUCUUCACCGAUCCCUUAGCUACAACUCCAGCCAUUUCUGGAGUAAUGGUGUACAUAGCAUCUCCUGACAAGAAGCUUAAUCCGAACUACUUGGGGCCUGCUUCUAUAGAAGACAUCGCCAACUCAGCCCCGCCUUCCAAGCCAGUUUUGGCCCAAAAACCUCAUAAUGCCUAGUAUUCCCACAUGCAGAAUUUCAUAGUGUUUCUACAGUCGUGGCCAAUUUUGCUUAUUGAAUACAACAGUGGAGAGUGUGUUUAAUCAAAUGAUCCUGUGUCUAUCAGCUUUCUUCUGGUUACGUUCAAUUGUGUCCAGCCUCCAGGUACUGCAAGUGCGGUAUUUAUUGAAUGAAUUCAACCCUCUAAUUCUGGUGCUGAAAUGAGGAGUUAGAGCCAACACUUUGUGGCCAAUAGACUCAUUGUUAGGUUUCUAAUCAAGUUUUAAAUAAUUCAAAACUAGAAUUGACAUUUUUAUGUUAUCAGGUCCUAAAAUCACUGCUUAAAUUUGUGGCCAAAUCUUCUUCCAAAUAGAAGACUUCUCCCCCACAGAUGUGCUACUGAAAAAUCAAAGGCCCCAUAAUGAGUUUUCUGCAGUGGUUUAUCAUUGAUAAUCUGCUUCAUCAUCAUACUGUGAAUCAUUUAGAUAUAUAGCUGUCAAUUCUAGCAGUAAUACCCAGUUUUGAUUCAUUAUUUCCUCCUAU